Molecule: messenger RNA, 3881 nt
Organism: Episyrphus balteatus (marmalade hoverfly)
Lineage: Eukaryota; Metazoa; Arthropoda; Insecta; Diptera; Syrphidae
Gene: PRL-1
Product: PRL-1 phosphatase
Exons: 6
Coding region: 2034-2561 (175 amino acids)
Biological process (GO): protein dephosphorylation
Cellular component (GO): nucleus
Molecular function (GO): protein tyrosine phosphatase activity
Source: RefSeq, a predicted model, not a curated record
CAGAAAGAUUCUUUCCGCAGCAAAAGGUGCAUAGAAAAAUUUUCUUGGCAAAUUCAACCAGCUUAAAAAAAAAUCAUAAAAAAAAUUGUGUGAUCGAUUUCCAGAGCGAAAUUUAUAAAUGAAAAUCAAUCGUUUAAAAGUAUUCACUUGAUUAAUAUUGUGCAAUUUCAAUCAAAAAUCUCAACAACAAAAAAAAGAGAAGAGAAAAAAAAUUCGCAACGUGUAAAGAUCCAAAUAAAGUGAAGAAAAAAAAGUGUGCAGAAAAUUUUUUUUUGUUUCAACAAAAAAAGAAAAUUACACAAGGAAAAGGCAGAAAAAAUAUAUAAAAAAUACCUACAAAUUAAUUUGUAUUUCUUUUGUGUGUGUUCAAAGCAAAGUGAAAGUUGAGAGGACGACCAAACACAUUUUAGAUUUUUUUCUGUGAGAGAAUUUAACAGAAGAAAUCCUUUUUUUUCGUGAAAGAAAAAAAAAAAAAGGAAAAAUCACUUUUCUUCCCAACACGACGACACGGACAGUCGCUAUUUUGUGAAUUGUUCAGUAAAUCUCAAAUGUGUAUGGCUAUUGUGCUUGUUAGACCUGUUCCCACAUCUAUGGAGUUUCAUCUAGACAGUGCAGAAUACUGCCAAGCUCAGCACAAAUAAAAAGUGACAUAAAAAAAAAUCACCUCAAAACACGGGGGAGCGUGAGAGUGGUGAAGAGAGCAAUUGAGCGCGUGCGCGAUUCAGAGUAGAUACAUCAAUAAAUAAUUAUUUUUCAAUCAUUAGAUCAUUUUUUUUUUAAGUUUCAAAAACUAUAAAUUUCUCAGUAAUUCAUUUAGAAAACUAAAAUUUCAAUUUUGUCCAUUUAAUUGCAAAAACAAAACGCAUAUCAACGAUCAUUGAACAUUUAAAUUAAAAAAACAUAGACAAACAUAAAACAACCGGGAAAUUAUCGGUUGAAAGCGUUUAAUAUUCAAUAUUCAAAUCAUAAAACCCCUUUUCUUUUGUUUUUCUAUACAUUUUUUGUGGUUUUCAAUUAAAAUUAUCAGAUAAACAGGGAAAAAACGGGUAAAAUUUUGUCAAAAUAUAUAUAAAUAAAUAUCUAUCUGUGUCUGCUUAAAAAGAAAGCAAAAAAAAAAACUAUUACUAAUCAGUUAUUACAAAAUUAUUUUGAAAAAAAGUGCUUAAGAUACACUACAACUCUUAAAAUUGAAAAUAAAAUUGUUAUGGGUGAUAAAUAAAAACAAUAAUAUUAAGAUUUUUCUAGGAAUUUAUCUAACACACUAAAAAAAUUGCAAAAUAAUUUUGUUUUUUUGUACUUAAUUUUUUUUAUUUUUACUUAAAAAAAACUUCUAAGUAAGAAGCCAUUUUCUAACAAGGCCUUCAUAUAACAAAACUUAAGGAAAAAAAAUCUUUCAGAAACAGAUAAAUAUAAUAAAAUAUAUUUUUAUCUCACAUUAAAAACAGAUACGUAUAUAUUUUUACAAAGAAAAAGAUUAAAAAAAAAAAACUAAAUUAAAAAAGAAAACCAAAAUCAAUUUAUAUUUUUUAAAAAAACAACUUUUCCACAAACCGUCGUCAUUGUCGUCGUCGAAACCAGAACAAACAAAUUCUCCAAACUCAGUGUUUAAAACUGAAAAACAAAAAAAUAAAACUCUAACUAUUUUUGUUUUUGUAAUUUAUUAUCUAUAUAUAUAAAAAAAAUAUAAAUUAUUAAGAGCAUAUAAAUCUGAAUAUAAAAUAAUUAUUUAAUAUUUAAAUUUAAAAGGACUGCAAUAAUUAACUUAAAAUUUAAAAAUAUAACAAAAAAAAAAUACAACAAGUCAAACUACGCACGCGUGAAUCGAAAAUAAUAUAAAUUGCUAAACUAAUUUAUUUAUUCAAUCAACACAACAAAUUAACAAAAACAUAAAACCUUGCUGCUAAAAAAACGUUAAAUACAAAAAAAAAAACACAGCCAAGCCAAUCAACGAAACAAAACAAAAAAAGAGACAAACAAAUUUUUGUGUUUUUUGUUUGUUUGAUUUUUCUAUUCUGAACGCGAAUUUUUUAUUGAUGAGCAACAUGCGCCAAAAGGACAUCCGACCAGCACCCGCUCUUAUUGAGUUUAAGGGGAUGAAAUUUUUGAUCACCGAUCGACCAUCAGAUUUAACCAUCCCACAUUAUGUUUUGGAAUUAAAGAAAAAUAAUGUUAGCACCGUUGUUCGUGUAUGCGAACCAAGUUAUAAAACCGAUGAGCUUGAGUCUCAAGGCAUUGUUGUCAAGGAUUUAGCAUUUGAAGACGGAACCCCUCCGCCACAAAAUGUUGUUGAUGAAUGGUUCGAAAUUUUGAAGCAAAACUAUCAACAAAAUCCUGAAGCUUGCGUUGCCGUUCAUUGUGUAGCUGGCCUAGGAAGAGCACCCGUUUUAGUUGCUUUGGCGUUGAUCGAACUUGGUCUCAAGUACGAGGCAGCUGUUGAAAUGAUCAGAGAUAAACGACGAGGCGCUAUUAACGCUAAGCAACUCUCCUAUUUAGAGCGAUAUAGGCCAAAAUCAAGGCUUAAGCACAAAAAUGGCCACAAAAAUUCAUGUAGCGUGCAAUAGAUAUCAAAAUAAAAUUCCCACCAGAUAAAAAGUGUUCAUUUUAACCGAUAAACAAACAAAAACAAAAAUAAUUAAAAAAAUAAAUAAAUUAAUGAAGCAAAUUAUCCAAAAGAAAAAGAAGAAAAAAACAUUAAGAACUAAUUGAAUGAGAAAAAUAGAGUUUUUGUUUUUUUUUUUUUUUUGAGAAUUGUGGAAUUAAGAAAAAAAACCUCGGUUGAAAAGUUAAAACAUGGAAUAUAGUAAAAUAUUUAAUUGUAAAACCAAUGAUUGUAUCAAAUUGAAAAAAAAAAAACAAAAUAUGAAAAAUGUACUUGCAAUUAACAACAACAACAACAACAAUCCCCACUUUUAUUCCCCAUCCCUCUCUGUAUUUGCGCAUCACUUAUAUUCAAUUGUCAUCAUUAUAAUAAAAUACAACUUAUUUAUUGCUCUUUGCUACUCCCCCAAUAUAAUGGUUUCUCUUUUUAUUAAUUUUUGCUUUUGAUUUUUUUUUUCAUUAUCUUUUAUUAAAACAAAAUAUUGUGAAAUUUAUGUUUUAAUAUUUAAAUUUUUUUUAAUUCAUCUAUCUUAAUUAAUAUACGAAUUGUUUAAAAAAGAUUAAACAUCUAAUUAUUUUUUGUAAACAAAAUUGUAAAAAAAACAACAAGUCCUUCCAAAUAAUUUUUCGGAUGGGAAAUAAAUUUAUUAAGAACAAAAAAUACUAAAAAAAAAAAUAAUUAAACAAAAUAAUGAACAACUGAAAGAAUUUUAAAUUAAAUGUGAAGCUAUAAAAAAAAUAUAGUUAGCUAUUAAUUUUUUUAGGAAAUCCAGAUUGUAUAAAAAAAUUAAUAAAUUAAACACAAACAAACAAAAACAAAAUCUAAUGGACACAUUAUUAAGCAGUUAUAUAUUAAAAACAAAAAGAUAAAAUAACAGAAUAUUAACAAUAUAGAGUAAAAAUGAAAGUAAAAAAUGAACCACAACAAAUAGGUACACCACUCUCCACACUCGUAAUAACAUCUUAUCAAUUGCAUUAUAAGUAAAUGAAAUAAAAAAAGCAAAAAAAAAAGAAUUAAAUAUCACAAUAGAACAUCAAAAAAUUAAAACAAAACAAAUAUUUAUCUAAAAUACUUGCUCCUUGUCUCCCCCAUUAACAAUAAUGUUAGAACAAAAGAAAACAAAAAUAAAGGAGGAAAAAAAAUUCAUUGAAAAUAAAACUAAAUUCACUUACAUAGAAAAAGGUAAUACAAUUUUAGAGAAAAAGAAAGAUUUUCGAAAGCAAAAUUUAUGACAAAUGAGAUAAACAUUAAAAACAUUGAGCAAAAUAAAAAAAAAAAACAA